Gloeophyllum trabeum ATCC 11539 is the source of this 712-nucleotide messenger RNA. RefSeq lists its product as uncharacterized. The record is from RefSeq and is a predicted model, not a curated record. The coding region runs from base 24 to 698 and encodes 224 amino acids. NCBI's taxonomy places the organism in Eukaryota, Fungi, Basidiomycota, Agaricomycetes, Gloeophyllales, Gloeophyllaceae. The transcript has 8 exons.
CCGGUCCACAGAAACUGGCCGUCAUGCUCACCGCCGCCCUCGCCGUAGCUGCUCUCGCCUUCCAGACGGUCUCCGCGAUCACUCUGGAGAAACGCGCUGUGGACUACUACGACCCGACCGCCAACGGCGGAUCUAUGCUCGACAAAGUGGGCGACACGGGACUCGGUGAACCCCUCAACGUUAUCAUCUCUGGUCUCAGCUCCCGGGACGUUCUGACUGACGAUGGGAUCCUGAACUAUGCCCGAUCAAUCGGUUUCUCGGAAGAGUGCUUCGGAAUCCACCAGGGCGACCCCCAGGCGGCCAACCUAGGCGACGGGAACGGCUGGGUGAAUCAGACGGUCGAGCUCCGCCAGGACUACGGCAGCGCUGGUAUCGGGACCUGCUUGGAAAGUGUGAUCGGUGGGAACCAUUUCAGGAUUUGGCGUCAGAACGGCAGUCAGGCAGAUAGCGGGGCGUUGUUCUUCGCGGUGUCCCAGGAAGAGCCUUUCACAGAGCACCACACUAUCGUACCUGACGGGUACAACAUCGGCAGGGACCGCCUCGUGCAGAACGCGGUAGGCCAGACGAGCUUCAACGACGUCUCAUACAGCACCGUCGCCCGCAACAUCACGGGGCUGCUCGCUCCAGGCGCCAACGGCGUGAAUCACAAUAUCUCGACGGAUGGCAUCGUCACUCUGUUGACUGUCACUAUCCUCUAAAGCGCAUCCUGCGU